This is a messenger RNA of Neurospora crassa OR74A, 2051 nucleotides long. RefSeq lists its product as hypothetical. The transcript is spliced from 2 exons. Gene Ontology annotation, cellular component: cytoplasm; ubiquitin ligase complex. Lineage: Eukaryota; Fungi; Ascomycota; Sordariomycetes; Sordariales; Sordariaceae. Gene Ontology annotation, biological process: positive regulation of proteasomal ubiquitin-dependent protein catabolic process; protein polyubiquitination; ubiquitin-dependent protein catabolic process. The record is from RefSeq and is a predicted model, not a curated record. Gene Ontology annotation, molecular function: ubiquitin protein ligase activity; ubiquitin conjugating enzyme binding; zinc ion binding. Bases 1 to 1257 code for a protein of 418 amino acids.
AUGCGGAGGAGCAGCAAAGGCGGAAUUAAGUCCACGACGCUGAAAGACCCAACGGACCAGCUGUCAACAUCCUUUUACACGAAGAAUAACAUGGUUGUCACUUCCACGACCGUCGAGCCUCUCAAGAGUCACAGAAACUCCGAAUGCGUCGUCUGCAUGGACGAAUUUCCUGCGGAUCAGCUUAUCUACUUUUGUCCUCCCUCUCCUUCCGACGACUCAUCGAACUCGAACCCCUCCAACCACGGUUAUUGCGGCGGUUGCCUCGUCGAGGGUAUCCGCAGUGCAAUGAAAGGUCGUUAUCCCUUCCGCUGCUGCGGCAAGAUCUUCGACACAAAAGACUACCAAGGUGCCUCCUUGUCCGCAGACGAAAAGCAGGCGUACGAAGACAUGGUUGAGGAGCUCACCACGUCCGACCCGCUAUACUGCUCCAACCGUCAAUGUGGUAGUUUCAUCAAACCCGCCCUGAUCAAGAGUGAUCUCGGCCUUUGUCCCAAGUGCUUCGCCAGCACCUGCAAGCAUUGCCGUCAGGCUUCCCACCCAAGAUUGGUUUGUAAACAAGACCAAGAUACGCUCAAGGUGCUCACUCUGGGCAAGAAGCGUGGCUGGAAACUCUGCCCGGUGUGUGGAUACAUGGUCGAGCUGGUCAAGGGUUGCCACAUAAUUAAGUGUAAAUGUGACGCGUCAUUUUGCUACAGGUGUGGCGCCUCCAACGUGUCAGAUGUCGAUGACCGGCGCCACAUGUGGCACCCAAGCUGUUGGAGGCCAGAAGAUUACGCCAUCCAUGUCACACCCCCGAGACUGGAGCAGCCGCAGCGUCCUCGCCGUGGAUUCAUCGACAUGUUGGGUAGACUUCACGUUCAGUGGCGGUCUCUGGACCGAGAGUGGAGGCUGGAGUUGGAGCGGGACAAGUUACGCCGGCGGGAGUGGCCAAGAGAGCUGGAGAUGGAGGAGGAGCUGGAGACGCUCGAGAAUACGGCUUUACGCGCUCCGAAUCCCCUUCAGUUCGCGGCUAAAAACAACAGCAACAAUAUUAACCACUACCAACAAGCUAGGGCUAGGCCUCAGCAAAACGCCCAGCCUCACCAGCAACCUCGCCAAGAGCAUCACAAUCCCCUCAUCAAUCGCGAGCAUGAGCGUGGCCUUCCAUGGCAGCCUUUGAUGGUUGCGCCCCACAGGCCGGUUUUCUAUCAGCCCCAGGCGAAUCCGUGGCCGAAUCAGCUGCCCGAACCCCAAGGCCAAAGGCAGAGGCGGAGUUGAGAGGACAGCAUUUUACCCAUCCUCCUCCGCGUGUUCAUUCACGUGCCCAGUUAGUAGCAUGCAGCACGCGAGUGUGGAAAUAUCAGUGCAUCGAGACACUAGAUACUACAGUAUGCAUGUCAUUACACAUGUACCAGCAUCAGUCCCGGAUUACCGGACUCCCGGUGGCGAGGGUGGUACGCAGCGUUGGGGUGUCAGUAUUGGGGCUGCUUUGACGGAAUGGAAACACAGAAAAAAUUGGGAUGACAGAUUACUGCCGAGAUCGGGCAAGGUAUCUAGUUGAGUAUUUGGUUUUCUUUCUUUUCUUUUUUUUUUUUUUUUUUUUUCUUUUUUUCCUAUAAAAAUGCUGCUUGGAUGAUUGAGCGGUAGUCUUGACAGGCUGCUGCCUCGUUUCCCUACAGGAUCGAAAACAUCAUCAAGGUCGCCUGUAGUUAUCUUUGCAUCAAGGGACCGAACAGCGCGAAUUUGGAGCUGCCUCGUUUCGGUAUUAAGCUGUUGCUUCAGAUUCCAUUGACGAAUUUCCUUUCUCUGGGGGAUCAACACGUUGUUGGAUAUUUUCCACGGUAUGGUAGUAUAGGGACCCAGAUUGUCUGGAAAACUUGGUCUUGAAGGAAAUUUCAGUUCAUCAUGUAUCGGGUAGCCAUGUUAUUCUAACCUGGAUACAUUUUUCAAUCCCUCUUCCGCAACCCGUGAUGGUAAUCAUGAAGCAACACGGCACGGUCUUCUACAUGUAGUCUAUACAUACUUAUACUCCAGUCCAGUUAGGUAUCCAUCCAGCCGUAUCAGGAAGUUUA